Messenger RNA from Acanthochromis polyacanthus (spiny chromis), 2936 nucleotides. RefSeq names its product asialoglycoprotein receptor 2-like. The coding region runs from base 2114 to 2749 and encodes 211 amino acids. The transcript is spliced from 5 exons. Lineage: Eukaryota; Metazoa; Chordata; Actinopteri; Pomacentridae. The record is from RefSeq and is a predicted model, not a curated record.
UAUGAACAGGAUGUUUCCAUACUAUGAAACUGAAUCAGGCACAAGAUGAAACAAUGAAGAAGUGAACAAAUGUUUGUCUUUAUUUGCAGAAACAUUUGCUUUUAUUUAAAUGCUGAAACAAUGGCACAAGAACAAAUAUGAAACGAGGAAUCCCAGAUCAUGACAGAAAGAGAACAAAGCAUUUGAACCUGUUUUUUUUUGUCUGUUUUUAGGCUUCAUUUCAAUUCAGUUUGAUUCAAUCCAUUUUUGUGUAUAUGUCACAGGCCAAAUUAGAAUCCAGGCAGAUUUAGAAUCUGCCUAGGCAGAAUUAGGAUUUUGAUUUCGCCUAGGCGAAAUCAAAAUCCUACCAUGGUUGUUGUAAAGAUUUCAAUUUUGAUAUAUCAAUAGCCUGUAUAUUAGAAAGAAUAACCCUACACCUAACCCUAACCCUCUAACAGGAUUUUGGUAUACAGUAUAUGAAAAAAACAACCCAGAAACUACUUUGACAACAUAAAUUUUUCCCUGCUUAUUUUGCCAAGUGUUGAGGACAAAAGUUGACAUUACUUCUAAAGUCAUUAUUUACCUUGUAUCUAAAACCAAAUUUCAAGGUACAUAAUGUUAGGAAAACAAAUAAUUACAAUAACAGAGCAUAUCAUAUUCAAAACCCUUCAAAUUUCAAUCUUGCCUAGGCGAAAUCAAAAUUCUAAUUCCGCCUAGGCGGAUUUAAAGUCUGCCUGGAUUCUAAUUUCGCCUGUAACAUAUAUAUAGCGCCAAUUACAAUUCAGAUUGUCUCAAGACACUUUACAGAAUCCCUAUGCCUGAACCCCCAGAGCAAGCCCGAAGGCGACAGUGGCAAGAAAAAAAAUCCUUUUUUAUGGGAAGAAUGCAUUUGUUUAUGCAUGAAGAUAUAUGACAAAACAAAAAUCUGAAUGGUUUAGUGACCUAUGUUUCCAUUGUGUGUGCUACAACAAUGUAGCAUUUUUCCAAUCUGAAAGGUUUUAUAAUGUAAAUUCUGAACAAACCAAACAUGAUCCAGCAACACAAUUUUGUCAUUUAUAUAAGACAUUAUGUCUAAAUUCUGUGAUAGCACUAAGUCUGACAUCUCUGUCAUCCACAACAGCAGAACAAAACUUGAAUAUACUGUAUCAUUGUAUAUUGUAAAUACAGCAGAACCUUCAGCAAAGCAGAGCCCACAAAAAUAUUCUGAGACUACACUAAACUGGCAUGUAUAUAUUAAUGGUAUAUAUUGUAAACCUUUUUUAAAAUUAAAAUGUGUAAAUUAUUACUCCGCCAAGGAAAGUGGUGGAGUUAUGUGAUGUUCAGUGUACGUGAAUCUGUCUGUGCACAACAUUACUCAAAAACAGACAAACGGAUUUGGAUAAAAUUUUCAGGGAAGGCCAGAAAUGACACAAGGACCAAGUGAUUAUAUUUUGGCAGUGGUGCAGCUCAUAGUUUGGAUCCAUCAAUUUGUUAAGGACUUCCCAUUACGAGAUAGUGGCUGACACAGUGUCACUGUGACUAUGACAUCAAGGGAAUACGUUCUGUCUGCUGAUGAUCACAUGAUUGCGAUCCUCUUAUAAAUUGACUGCUGUGGACUUAUCUGGACUUACCCGAACUGACACAAGGAACAAUUGAUUAAAUUGUGGGGGUGUUUCCGAGUCUCCUGACGCCGGCUACAUAUUUAGGUAGUACACAUGCAUAACACAUGCCUGUGCUCACCACAAUGUCAUUUUGGCCACAUUCUAUGUUGCCGUGAUUUCUGAUCAUCAUUAAUAAAAAAAAAAAAAAAACUGCUACAUUUAUACAAAAAUAUGCUGCAUUUCUGACAGUGCCAUAUGGGGGAAUGAAGAACCUUGGCGGAGUACUGCCCUGUAUGAGUACUUUUAUUGUUUCAUAUAUGAAUUUACAUGAAAAUAUCAUGUAUUUAUUGCAUAGAAAAACAAAAUAGCAUGGAAAACAAGAAUCAUUGCUUUGACUGAAAGCAAAGCAAUGAUUUGCUUUCAGUCUACAUCCUACAUAAGAGGAUGUAGCUACUUCCUCUAAAACCAGACAGGGGAACCUGUAACAGGAGAGGGUGAUGUUGAAGUGCUGCUAACUGUCAGAUAGACCAUAUACCUUAAGCAGUUGCUUCAAAAUGGCUGUGUUCUUGCAUUCUGGUAAACCGGAUAACACCUUUGAAGUCGGUGAAUAUCAGCAGUUCCCCAGAUCUGAGCCUGUGGCUGCUGCUAUUGCUACAAGGAGAACUCUGAAACCAAAUUUAAGACAUCUAAGUGUGGUUCUGCUGAGUUUUGGAAUACUGUGUGUCCUCCAAGCAGUUCUCAACAUCUCACUGAGAGUCGGUCUGAGUGAGUCCACUGAGAAAGGUAUGACAGUGGAAGAGACCUGUCCACAGGGCUGGCUUUUGCUGGGCUCCAGCUGUUACUAUGUCUCCUUGCAGCGCAAGAGCUGGGAUCUCAGCCGUCAAGACUGUCUGUUGAGAGAUGCUGACCUGGUCAUCAUCAACAGCCGACAGGAACAGGAUUUCCUCACUGGUUUCGCCAUGACUGUGUGGAUUGGCAUGACUGACAGACAGGAGGAAGGAAGUUGGAUCUGGGUGGAUGGAACCCCAGUAAACAAAGAUGGCAGCCUGCUGUGGGCCCUUGGACAGCCAGACAAUGCAUUUGGAGGAGAAGACUGUGGUGACCUUUGGGCAACAGAAACUUUCAUGGGUUUGAACGAUUUCAACUGUAGUGCAAGAGCUCAGUGGAUCUGUGAGAAAACAUUAAGAUAGCUUAAACUUGAGUAGCUCAACUGGUUGAGCGGGCAACCAAUAAACAGAGCUAUAGUCCCUGAUGCAGCGACCAUGGGUUUGAGUCUUUCCGACCGCCAUUUGUUGCAUGUCCUUCCCCCACUUUUUCUUUCUGUCUCCACUUUCAACUGUAAUGAAGGCUAAAAAAAAAAAAAAAAAAGCCCAAAAA